This is a messenger RNA of Priceomyces carsonii, 2385 nucleotides long. RefSeq lists its product as uncharacterized. Bases 1 to 2385 code for a protein of 794 amino acids. The transcript has a single exon. Lineage: Eukaryota; Fungi; Ascomycota; Pichiomycetes; Serinales; Debaryomycetaceae. Gene Ontology annotation, biological process: N-terminal peptidyl-methionine acetylation. Gene Ontology annotation, cellular component: cytoplasm; NatB complex. The record is from RefSeq and is a predicted model, not a curated record. Gene Ontology annotation, molecular function: protein binding.
AUGUCAGAAUCAGACGCCGAAAUCCUUGAGUUGAUAGAACAAGGGUCUUUCUCCUAUGCUCAGCAGCUCUUGUCUCGAAAGUUAAAGAAAUUUCCUGCGAGGAGCUACUAUCAUGCAUUAAAUAAUCAUCUCGCUUACAGUAGAGGUGCAGUGAGGGAAGCAUUGAAAGCGAAUACUGAGCUACUUCAGAAAGUACCAAGUGAUCCCGAUACUCUUCGCUUACUCAAUGAGUUUUUCACCAAAGUCGGCUAUGAAAAAGAGGCCAAUCUAGUAUAUGAGAAUGCGAUCAAGAAAUAUCCAAGUUCCCAAUUGAUAUUGGAGUGGUUCAAAAAUAGUAUCAAUAAGUUUGAUCUAAAACUUUACCAAAGAAUAUUAAUGCUUUUGCAAAAGCAUGAAAAAUCAAAUAGAUCUUUUGCUUUUUGGGCUGCUAUUGGCUGUUAUACUUUGGCAAACCACUUAGAAAGUGAACAAGGUAAACCGCAACUCUUUACAUCUUUGGGCAUCAAGUUAUUAGAGGGCCUUCUUCCUUCUACUAAUGACCAAGAGUUAUUUGUCCAGGUGAAAUUGAUGGAACAGGCAGGAGACGAGAAAGGAAUCAAAGAUUUAAUCGAACAGUUUUUGAAUUCAAAGACUAUCAAUUUGGACCUACAAUUAAUUUAUUUGGAUUGUUUGGAAAACCUUCAAUCGUGGGAAGCGCUUUACAAUCAUAGUAAGGAAUUGAUACUUGUAAAAAAUUUUAAUGACUUCGACACUUGGAAACUCUUGAUUAGAUCUUCGAAGGAAAUUGGAAAACAGUUUUCUGAAAUUGAACCAAUAAUUCAUUCUUCGACAGUAUCAAGGAAUGCGAGUUUAUCUCUAAUUGAAUUAUGCUUGGCGUAUGAUCAAAACCUUUUUCCUUAUGUUCAAAGUUACUACCUAAAAUUUCGUGGCAAAGUGUGCUGCUUCAACGAUUUAAAAAUUUACUCUCUGAAAUUCGAUAAAGAUGAGGUAUUGUCUUUUAUAACUACAAAUUUAAUUGAAGACAGUAAUAACCCACUAUCUGAGCUAAUAAAUCAAGUAAAUAUUCAAAAGUUUUCCUAUUUCUUAAGUGAUAUGACAGACUUACAAGGAUUUGUCUCUAAAAAUUGGAAUAUUUACAAUAAGUAUCACAACCUAUUAAUUAACAAACCAGAGUUUGAUAGCUAUCCAGCAAAUGAAUUAAUUAUGAUGAAUAUUGUUACUUCCUUGCAAGAAAAAGACACAGUAAAUUCGGUGUUUAGGGCCAUUAUAGUAUUGCAAAAGAUUUUGUCAGUCGAUCCUAAUGAUCCUAGAGCACGGUUAUUACUAUUGAAAUUACUUUCCAGUUUUAGUUUUCCCAGCAUUUCCUUAUACAAUUAUGAAGCCUUAAAAAUAAAAAUGGUACAGCAUGAUACCUUGGGUCACUACAUUCAAUUAACACCAUCAGUUUCUAGUUUGAACUAUUUACUUAAGAUUUAUCGUUUCUAUUUAACUGCCGAGCAAGAGAUUCAUGAAAGCAUCAUUGGAGGUUUUGAAAAGGGAGCCUUCACAAAAAUUGAAGGAUUUUGUUCGUUUGGAAGAAGAAUAAGGUUUUCAUUUUCCAAGUUUCAGCUUAUCUUGGAUAUUUUGAAAAUUUCGAAGAUUACGAAAAGUACCCAAUACAUAACAUAUUUCACAAAAAUCAUUAAAGAUUAUGAGUUCUGUUUAUUAGAUGAAAGUCUUGAGUUAUAUGAUAAUAGGGAUUUCAAAACUGUUUGGAAAUUUGGGUUGAACAAAGAAUACGAUUUAUAUUCGAUCAAUAAGCCAAAAUCCAAAGAGUUUAUUCACUUAAACCUAAUAAGGCAGCUAUUAAUUAUUGAAGGUGACAAAGCUAAGGCAGCCAAAAUGAUUAAAAUAUUUAACAAGUUUUUGAGUAACAAUGUUUUAUUAAAUCAGUUGGAUGCAUUUGAAAAUUGGAUAUAUAAGAUAUAUCUAAAUCUUUUCAAGCUAACUAAAUUAGAGCCAACAAAAGAAACAGACUCGAUAUCAAACUUCUUGAAUAAAAAUUUGAAAUUGAGUAAAAUACAAAGCAUUUUGAUCACUGAUAACUCCCUUUCAAAUACAUUUAUGAGUAAUUUAAGUAGUAUGAUAGAGCUUAUUGGUGAUAUUAAAUAUUUGACGCGUGGAACCAAGGAUUCACAUAAAAAUAUUCAAGCAUUAAGGGAUCAUUUGAUCAAAGAUAUUAAGCAAUUAGAUUUCAAAAGUCUCAGACUUCAGCAUCUAAAACAUAUAAAGGAGUCCUUGGUUUUCCAAGAAGAAGAGUCAAUUGAUAAAAUGUUCAUAGAUAGAUGCUUUGAAUCGUUUGAAGAAUCCCUUGACCAAUUUUUUGACGUUUCGAAAUUUUUAUAG